AUGAAAUCCAACAUCCACCUCAUCGAGGACGUGGGAGCCGCAAUCCUCCUCUCAAAACUCCGCAACCAAUCCCUAAAUCCAUCAAUGGUCCGCCACUACGUUCGCGAAAUGACAGCAGCCCUCACGAGAUACGUGCUUCAAAGACCAGAGGAAGGCGAACGAGUUGCCGUCAUAAUCAUCCUACGUUCCGGUCUCUCGAUGGCUGAAGAGUUCAUGGAUGCGUUUGAGAAUACCGACGAUACUGUCGCGUUUCAUCUUGGGUUAUUCCGUGAGAAGGAAUCACUUCGCCCGAUUGAAUAUUAUAAUAAACUCCCUGCGAAGGAUCCUGAGAUCAAGAGGGCUUAUGUUCUUGAUCCUGUUGUUGCUACCGGUGGGACUGCGACUGCGGCGAUUGAUAUUUUGAAGGACUGGGGUGUUGAGCAUAUCACUUUCUUUUCCUUACUUGGUAGCAAGCAAGGACUAGAUCGCGUUUCGAAAGUAUGGCCAGAGGGUACGGAUAUCUUCAUUGGUGCUAUUGAUGAUGUACUUGAUGCAGAGGGAUAUGUGCAACCUGGUCUUGGUGAUAUUGGAGAUCGACUCUAUGGAACAAAUCGAGCUAGAUAA
Messenger RNA from Penicillium malachiteum, 603 nucleotides. Its product is annotated as uracil phosphoribosyltransferase. Bases 1 to 603 code for a protein of 200 amino acids. The record is from RefSeq and is a predicted model, not a curated record. The transcript has 2 exons. Lineage: Eukaryota; Fungi; Ascomycota; Eurotiomycetes; Eurotiales; Aspergillaceae.